Molecule: messenger RNA, 3313 nt
Organism: Camellia sinensis
Lineage: Eukaryota; Viridiplantae; Streptophyta; Magnoliopsida; Ericales; Theaceae
Product: Intron maturase, type II family protein
Biological process (GO): homing of group II introns; mitochondrial mRNA processing
Cellular component (GO): mitochondrion
Molecular function (GO): RNA-directed DNA polymerase activity
Source: RefSeq, a predicted model, not a curated record
UACCUUAAAUAUUAGAAUUUACUCUAAAAUAUUUAUAUCUCUUCUAAAAAAGAGUAAAAGUGAUAGUUUUGAAAAAUGAAUUGAUGAGAGCUCAACCCAACACUUCUGCCAUCUGUCGAUUAAUCAACAACAUUUCGUUUGGUUGCUGAGAAAUCGACGGAAAAUAAAGGUAGCGAAUAAAGCCAAAAUCUUGAGUUUCCCUUUAUUUUGAAGGUCCAAAUUAACAGUGGGAGCUGUGUUUUUGGCUUUUGGACACAACCUGUUUGUUGAAAUGCUUAUGAGAAAGUUAAUUAGCUUCUGGGUCCGUGUAAAUUUUUGAGUUGGUGGUGAUUGGUCUUGAAGAAAAUGUUGGUGAUUGGCCUUGAAGAAACUGAUAGUGAAAGAAAAUUUAGCAUCUUAAGCAAAUAUGUGGUUUGUGGACUUUGCAGCCAGGCAAAAGUGGCUGAAAUGCACCAUGCUGCAUAGAAUCAGUAAUGUUGGAUUCAAUUCGUCAUCGGUUAUGGUUGAUAUAGGAAGACCUAUUCAUAGGUUACUAGCUCAUUCAGUUUAUUCUACUCUGGAAGCAGUUGGCAGGUACAACAAUAAAAAUAGUGGCAAGGCGACUUUGGCAAAGGAUUUAGCCUGUUUAGUUGAUGAAUCUUCUAAUAUUGAUGACAAGAAACCCAAGACUCGUGCAGAGCUUAAGAGAUCGCUUGAACUUAGUAUAAAGAAGAGGGUGAAGGAGCAAUAUAUAAAUGGGAAGUUUCAAGACCUCAUGUGCAAAGUGAUUGCUGAUCCAAAGACUCUUCAGGAUGCUUAUAAUUGUAUUAGAGUGAACUCAAAUGUCGUCUUAGCUUCAGAGAGAGAUUGCAACCCUUUUGAAUCCUUGGCAGAAGAGCUCUCUUGUGGGAAUUUUGAAGUUGGUUCCAAUGUUUUCUCUAUCUCGACAAAAGGUGCACAUAAAGAAGUACUUGUCCUUCCUAAUCUAAAGUUGAAGGUUCUUCAAGAAGCUAUCAGGAUAGCUUUGGAGGUGGUUUACAAGCCCCACUUUUCUAAGAUCUCGCAUGGUUGUCGAAGCGGAAGGGGACAUUUCUCGGCCUUAAAGUACAUACGCAAAGGAAUCUCUAAUCCUGACUGGUGGUUUACAUUGCUUAUUAACAAAAAGCUUGAUGCUUGUAUCCUUGCUAAGCUCAUCUCCACCAUGGAGACCAAGAUAGAAGAUCCUAACUUGUAUGCUAUCAUCCAGAGCAUGUUUGAUGCCCAAGUACUAAAUUUGGAGUUCGGGGGUUUUCCGAAAGGCCAUGGUCUUCCACAAGAGGGAGUUUUGUCCCCAAUUUUAAUGAAUAUAUAUCUUGAUCUGCUUGAUCGUGAGUUGUACAGUAUGUCAAUGAGAUAUGAAGCUUUUGAUACAGGGAUUCAUAGUGAACAUGAUGGGUCCCACUCCAAGCUCCGUAACUGGUUUAGAAGACAGAUGAAAGGCAAUAAUAUCGAGCACAGUGGUGGGGUGAGCUCGUGUGUAAGAGUACAUUCUUGUCGCUUCAUGGAUGAGAUUUUUUUUGCUGUUUCAGGUUCCAAAGAUGUAGUUCUUGCUUUCAAGUCUGAGAUUCAGAGUUAUGUGCAGGAUUCUCUCCACCUGGAUGUUGAUAAUCAAGCAGAAGUAUUGCCAUGUAAUGGUUCACUUGGGGUUCGAUUUCUUGGCACUUUAGUUACAAGAAAUGUUAGAGAAAGCCCGGCAGUAAGAGCUGUUCACAAGCUUAAGGAGAAGGUCGAGUUGUUUGCUUCUCAAAAACGAGAGUCUUGGGAUGCAGGGACAGUUAGAAUCGGGAAGAAAUGGUUGGCUCAUGGGUUGAAGAAGGUUAAAGAAUCUGAGAUCAAGCAUUUAGCUGAUAGUAGGUCUCUUUUGAGUCAGAUAUCCAGUUUUCGUAAACCUGGGAUGGAAACUGAUCACUGGUACAAAUUUUUACUAAAAAUAUGGAUGCAAGAUGUGAAUGCUAAAUGUGCAGAAAGUGAAGAAUUUAUCUUAUCUAAGUAUAUUGCUGAACCAGCACUUCCCCAAGACCUAAAAGAUUCAUUUUAUAAAUUCCAGAAGUGUGCAGAAGAAUAUAUUUCUUCUGAAACAGAUUCAAUAAUUGCUCUUUUGCCCAAUUCCCCCUCUUCUACUGAAUCUGUCACCACAACAGAGAUUAUUGCUCCAGUAAACAUCAUAAAGAAGCGUCUCUUACGAUAUGGAUUGGUAAAUGCCAAAGGGUUCCCCUGUGCAUCACGCAUGCUUAUUUUACAAGAUACCAUUCAAAUUGUUGAUUGGUUUUCAGGAAUAGUUUCGCGAUGGCUUAGGUGGUAUAGUGAUUGUCACAACUUCAGUGAGAUAAAGCUCAUUAUUUGUGAUCAGGUAAGGAAGUCUUGCAUCCGGACACUGGCAGCAAAGUAUCGAAUACAUGAAACUGAGAUAGAGAAAAGAUUUGACUCGGAACUGAGGAGAAUCCCCGCAACCCAGGAGUUAGAAUAUGAGUUGGCAAAUGAGACACUGGAUUUGACAUUGGAUUCUCAAGCUUCUGAUUAUGAUGAUGAUGCUUUAUUGUAUGGAAUUUCUUACAGUGGCUUGUGUUUGCUGUCUUUAUCAAGAAUGGUGAGUCAAUCAAGGCCUUGCAAUUGCUUUGUUAUGGGUUGUGUGGCUGCAGCACCAUGUGUUUAUAUGCUUCACGUGAUGGAGAGACAAAAGUUUCCUGGUUGGAAGACAGGGUUUUCAAGUUGUAUCCAUCCGAGCUUGAAUAAAAGGCGAAUUGGGUUAUGUAAGCAGCAUUUAAAAGAUUUGUAUCUUGGUUGUGUAUCUCUCCAAUCUAUUGAUUUUGGUGCUUGGAAAUGAAAAUUUUCCAACAAAGUUAGUCUUUAUUGAUGCUCAUUAACUAAAUUCACAGAAAAGGAUCCUCUCGAGACCUUGAAUUAUUGAUCACACUCUCGGGGGAUGGCUGAUAAUAUUACAUUUGGAGCUUACAAUCUUAUAGAGAUGAUGAGGGAGUUCAAGAAAUCUUGGCACACAGAACUCAUCUCGGUUGAGAGAUCUGAUGAACUGCUUCAGAGUGAAGUAAAGAGCUAUUUGUGUUGAAUAGUGAGUUGAAGUAUGAAGCUUACUAGCUACCAGGAGAAAUCAAACAUCGUCACCUCAAUUAUAUAUUCCCAGUGGUAUCAUUACAUCUCUGUUACCUUCCAUUCAUUCAAAGAACAAGCAAAAACAAAGGAUCUAAGAGCAUUAUCUCUCCUCACUUUAACUUUAAUAUGGAGUCCAUAAGGGUGGCAUCUGAUAUGAAUCACAUGAUUAGAUCAGAUCUCUUGAACG